AUGAACUAUGAACUCUUCUGCCCGGUCCCUGCCACGGCUGCAACAUCUGGACUUUUUCCUUUACUUGCUUCAUCUUUGGGAUUUGAUUCAGCCGCAGCUCGAACGAUAGGUGAAACUGUGGUACUACUCUCUUUCUCAGGUGGUAGCGGUACUAG
Messenger RNA from Microthlaspi erraticum, 155 nucleotides. Lineage: Eukaryota; Viridiplantae; Streptophyta; Magnoliopsida; Brassicales; Brassicaceae. The record is from the annotation of a GenBank genome assembly.